This is a messenger RNA of Bombus huntii, 2657 nucleotides long. Its product is annotated as katanin p60 ATPase-containing subunit A-like 2. Lineage: Eukaryota; Metazoa; Arthropoda; Insecta; Hymenoptera; Apidae. The record is from RefSeq and is a predicted model, not a curated record. Gene Ontology annotation, molecular function: ATP hydrolysis activity; ATP binding. The transcript is spliced from 7 exons. The coding region runs from base 1373 to 2638 and encodes 421 amino acids.
UCCUGCCUCGAAGUACCGAACGCAAUUAACCGUCCGCCCAGGAUGGAACCGUUCGGAACUUUUGUAAGUCACUGCACGGCCGCUGCUUAUGGUGGAAAUGUAAUAGAUAUAAGUACAGAGCGCGUGAGCGAACUAAAAACGCGAUAGAGAAGUAGAGAGAGGAUGUUCCGUCCUUGUCUAAUGACGCGCACUUGUACAGGAAAUAUGUAACAGCGGUAUACGAGCAGCGUCAGUGUCCACUAGUGUGCAUGCCUGAUUAAACAAGAACAGGAAGUAUCUAUACAUGGUGUUCUCUUUCUAUUUCCAUGUUGCAUCCAUCUUACUAUACAGUACACACACUCAGCUAUUCUAUCAUUAUAUUUGUGCGUUGCUUAUGUGUGAACCAAACAUUUCCAUGACAACAAAUCGUUUGUCUCUUGUUUGAUGCUCGGUUUUCAACGGAGUUAAAAGAAUUUUUUAAGAGAAACGUAAUGGACGGGUUGUUUUUAAAGUAAUAAACGGAAAUUCUCGUAUCCAUUGAGAAACGAUAGGCGAUUUGAAAGUAUCACUAUGAACGGUGAUUUAUCGAUGCAAGGUAGUAUGAAUAAGAUAUUUUAUAAUCUGCGAAAAAAGGUAAGGAAUAUUCUAGAUUUUAGAUUUUAGAAUUUCCACGUCACAGACGAGUGUGUUUUGUUAUUUGAUUUGUAAUAUUGCUGCAGUUCUCUUAAUAGCUGUUCGUUUCAUGCGAUACUCGCACAUAGUAUCUAUGACUUUUGCUUCUAACAAUUUUUAUAAUUAGGCUGUAUCAAAUAUUUUUAACGUUCGUGUUUCAUGAAAAAUCAUGUGUAACUCGUUGAAUUCGCAAAUGUAACAAAAAAUUACAUGAAAAACCUUAUAUUAUUGUAAUGAAAAAAUAAUUAUAUUAGGAGGAGAGUCGUAUUUCGGAAAGUCAUCGGAACAUAUUAUACCUUGUAUGUGAUUAUUUGGAACACAAUGGGUGAGUAUAUUAUAAUUAAAAUAUAUUCCUAGUUCCAAUUCUUUUGAAUAGUGUCAGUGACCAAUCGAAAUAGAAAUCAGUGGACAUCAUGGAGAGAGAAGGCGAAACCAAAUUUGAAAAUUCGACAUCGGUAAUUCAGUAGUUAAGAAUAACUCAAUCGAUAAUGUAGAUUAACUAGUUAUAAACAAAUAUAUGAAGUAUAAAUUCAAAUUAUUCUUAUCCAUCUAAAAAUUGGAAAUUAAAAAGCAGAAGACAAGAAAUUAUCUUCGAGGAUUUAUAUAGUAUAUAGACGUUAGCGAUGUAUUAUUCCGGGAAGCUCGUCUAUCUCCCGAACAUCGGGUUUGCGACAACAUCGAUUUGGAAAUUAUCGUUGCAGAGUAUGAAAAUUAUUACAAGAUGAAAUUUCAAAAAUAUCCCAUAUUGUGUAAGAAAAUAACUGGAAGGGAAAUGACGAGGGAAGUGACAAAUGCAAGCAAAACUGUUUGUAGAAGUAUUGAGACAAAAGCCAAAUCUGUUAGUAAACAAGCGAGAAGUGAGCCUGUGAAAGAGACGAAUCUACAGCAGAAGAUAACUGAUGACAAUACGAAUCAUAUUAAUCUCGCAAUGACAGUGACGUCAAUAUUCCCCAAUGAGAGUGAUGGACGUUCAUCAGAAGAGCUAUUUAACGUCCCAAUGGAACAAUCCAUGCAAUCGAAGAUAUUGAAAUGCAUUGAAAAGUUUUAUUCAGAUAAUCCGGAAUUACGAAAGAUUGCUGAGGACAUCUCAUGCAGAAGACGCCAUUUUAUCUUUGUAUCGUCACAGGAGAUCAUAGUAAACAAAUUAAAUGUACAUUGGGAUGACGUUAUAGGCCUAGAGGAAUGUAAAACCGCUGUUAAGGAGGCCGUUGUGUAUCCCCUUAAGUAUCAUAUCUUUUUUGAUGGCCCGUUUUCCCCCUGGAAAGGUAUUUUGCUGUACGGCCCACCUGGUACAGGGAAAACGAAGUUAGCGAAGGCAGUCGCGACAGAAUGCCAUUGCACCUUUUUUAACAUAACUGCCAGCUCAUUGGUCAGCAAAUGGAGAGGCGAUUCCGAGAAGUAUAUACGUGUAAGUUGCUUUGUCUAUGUUUUAUUUGAACUUGCCUAUAGUCAUUCGCCUACAAUUAUUUUUAUCGACGAGAUUGACUGGAUCGCCACAAAUAAAGGAGACUGUAUAUUGUCUGAACCUGCAAAGAGAUUCAGAUCAGAACUUCUUUCUAGAUUGGAUGGAUUAGUGUCUAAUGAGAAUUCUAAUGUAGUUCUUCUGGCUACAACUAAUUCCCCUUGGGGCAUUGAUGCAGCUUUACUCAGGCGUCUCGAAAAGCAAAUAUACGUAUCAUUACCCAAUGAAGUUGCUCGACUUGGUAUAUUCAAAUUAUACCUUAGCAACCACUUAUUAGAAAAUACAGAUAUUGUAAACCACAUAGUAAAAUGUACUGAAAGAUAUUCUUGUGCAGAUAUAAAAUUGCUUUGUAAGCAAGCGUGGCUACCAGAAAUAAGCCCGAUAUGGAGGAGACUUGAAAAGAAAGAAACACCUGUUACCACUUUGAAAUAUGAAUUAAAAAGUUAUGAAAUAUUAGCAAAAUUGUUACAAAAAAUGUCACCUACAGUUAUGCAAAUAGAUAAAUAUGAUACGUGGAACAAAUAAAUACGCAAUCGUAAGGACA